Molecule: messenger RNA, 768 nt
Organism: Symbiodinium pilosum
Lineage: Eukaryota; Dinophyceae; Suessiales; Symbiodiniaceae
Source: the annotation of a GenBank genome assembly
AUGCUCUUCAAUGCCAAGGAGCGGGUUCACAAGGCCGCUGCCGGCGGGUGGGUCCACUGGGUGAACGAAGAGCUCACCCGAGCGCAGGAUCUGUUAGCCAGCAUUGAAGAUGCGCUGGACCAGAAAGAUGCAGAGAUACAGCAGUGGAAAGGCCUCGAGGAUCAACGCCGCGAUGCCGAAGCUGCAGCUGCAGAUGCCAAGGUCAGGGCUGAGGAAGCCGAAGCAGAGCAGCGCCGACUAGAAAAAGCCGCACGAAAGGCCAAGCGUAAAGCUGCCAAGCUGGCAGAGAAGGAGAGGCUCGCCAAGGUGCAGGCGGAAGAAGAGGUGAGCGCAGAAGCGGUCUCACCACCAGCCGUGUUAUAUCCUGUAAGCAAGACAUCUCAGCUUCAGGGUGCGAGACUGGUGAGUUGUGUCGGUGGCGAGAAAGAGGAGGAGGACAAGUACGAGUGGGAUGGCGAGGAUGGUCAGGCUGAGCCUCCGGAUGCCAAGGCAGUGGAAGAGAUUCCAGCCCCACCCAGGGCUGAUGGCAUGGAUGCAUGCUUCAGUGAUGAAAUUCUAGGAGCGGUCGAUCCGGACCCGGAACCUUCAGCCCUUGGAGCUGCACGGCUGAGCCAGGAUGAUCUCUUCGAGAAGAUAAAAGCUGAGAUGGGUGACACCUUCGCCGAAAGCUCAGACACAAGGCUUAGCUGCGAUCACGCGGGUGUCUUCUCUUUGAAGGCAGCGGAGAAUGAUGUCUCUUCUUUUUCGGUACAAGUUGCCACUGACUGA